Aquila chrysaetos chrysaetos is the source of this 2358-nucleotide messenger RNA. RefSeq names its product gem nuclear organelle associated protein 6 (gene GEMIN6). Gene Ontology annotation, biological process: spliceosomal complex assembly; spliceosomal snRNP assembly. The record is from RefSeq and is a predicted model, not a curated record. NCBI's taxonomy places the organism in Eukaryota, Metazoa, Chordata, Aves, Accipitriformes, Accipitridae. Gene Ontology annotation, cellular component: nucleus; SMN complex. The transcript is spliced from 3 exons. Bases 1053 to 1556 code for a protein of 167 amino acids.
GGCGCCCAUCGGGGCGGCGGCGGAGGCGGGGGUGUCUCUCGGUAGCCCCUGCGCCACCGGGAGUGGGGGGGGGGGCUUCCGGCAGCGGCGGGGCCCUGAGGUGAGCGAAGGGGACUGAUAUGGUAGAGGCCGAAGGUUGGGAAAACCAAAGCUGAACAGAAGGAAAGCAUGAGCAAUUAAAACUGAACUGGGUGCUUGGUGAAUUUAUGAUUUUUGGUGAAAAACGCACAGAUAGGACUUUGCUGGAUAAAUAUGGCCGGGAAAGAUAAGAACUUCUGUCCUUGUUCCUGUCCUUGUAGAUAAUUUAGCUUAAAGUACCAUAUGGGUUGCAUCACUAAUGUAAACAUAAGAAGUACUAACGAGCAUUCCAUAGGGUAAGUUGUACCAAAACAUGUGAAGGACCAUACUGUGCAGAAUCCGCUAAGGAGGGUCAAGUAACGGACAAGUGAGGAAGACUAUGGAAGACCACCAGAGGACCCCUGAUGACCACCAUAGCACCUGAAAAGGCCUGCGCAAAGGACAUUUACAUAUGCUAAUAAUCUCCUGGGAAAAAUUAAUGAAUAUGUAUGAAAAUUCUCAGAAAUCUAAUGAAUAUGCAUCUAGAACUUGUAUGUAAACCAUACGACUAGAUCUGACGGGGGUAUGCGAAGAAUGCCUGUUUUCCAAAACUCCAAAACCGAGUCUCGGAGAGUUUCUGACCUGCCGAUUUACGGUAACAGGACGGCGGCAGGGGGCCACCUCCGGAGGGGAGGCCGGCGGGGCGCAGGGAAGUGCUUCAGGCUUGCAGCCAUCCUCCCAAAAGGACGCUGCAGGCUUUGGGAAGGCAGGGUGGCAAGACCAGCAGAGCUGUUCUCACCAGACAAGUGGCUGUCGUCUCCCGAAUGGCCUAUUUACGACGUGACCUCCGCCAGGAGCUUCCGCUAGUGCAGUUACUUGAGUUAGGAGAGUUGCACUUCUUUGUGACCUUCAUGAAGGUUAAAUUUAUGGUGAGAGAGCUGGACUAACUGCCCACGAUAGUGACCUGUAUCUGUAAGGUUCUGGAUGUAGGAAAUAUGAAUGACUGGCAGAGGAAGAGCCCUCUAGACUGGGAAACGUACGUGAACAAAAUGGUGAAAGUUGCUGCAAUUGAGAAACAUGAGUAUGAAGGAUGGGUCUUAACAGUCGAUCCAGUUUCUGCCAGUAUUGUCCUUGCAACAUUCCUGGAGAAUGAAGAAGUGUCCAUAUCCGUUGUCUUGGGCCAUGCUGUCCAGGAGGUCGAAAUACUGAAAGAAGGGGACGAUGAAAUGAAGCAACGGCUUUCCUGCAUAUUUGCACCUGAAGAAAGCAAAGCCUACAGCCCAGAGGAACUUGAAAAGAGGAAGAACAACUUGAAGACUUGGCUAGAAACAAACCACAUCCCUGUAACAGAGCAAGGUGAAUCGGGAAGAACGCUAUGCGUGGCAGGGGUAUUAACUAUUGACCCACCAUACGGCCCAGAAGAGUGCAGCAGCUCCAAUGAGAUUAUUCUUUCUCGGGUUCAAGGCUUGAUACAGGGCUAUCUUGAAAAACAAGAGUGAUGUCUGCUGUUUAAAGCAGUUGUCUUUAGAAAUGGGUCUACCCACCCUAUUUUAGGAACUGUCCUGGGUAUCAAUAUUCACUAUUUGCAAAAAAUGCUGGGUUUAGGUCCUUUUGUCUGAUUUUUAUGCAUGCACUAUUUUUUAUUAAAAGCAAGCCAUUGAAUAAUGAUGAUGUAUUAAACUGAUACGUCUGUUUACUGUAUCAGUAGUAAGCUGAUACAUCAGUUAAAUAAGUAUUUUUUGUAAUGGUAUUGUGAAAGAUGAUAUAUGAUAGAUUUAAACUGUGUUUUUCUCUGCCUUCAAAAUUAAUUAUCUAGUGGUGUAGGCAUGUUUGUUUGAACUGCUUCCCAGGUUUUUUUUGGUUUGUUUUUUUUUUUUUUUUCCCAGAAAGAGAAUUGUGACACUUGGACUUCCCAAACCAGGUGAAAAAUCUGUUGAGAAAGCUUUUUUGGUUUUGUUUUUUUUUUUUUUCCCCAGGUUUUAAAAACAUUUCCUAUCUAUAUUUGUUAUUUUAGAGCAGCAGUGGUUGGCAGACCCUUGUUCCUUAGAAAGAGAAUUUCUUGCAAUUCAGUAAGUUUGUGUUUCUUAAUGCUUUGUUUCUAGCUUAUGGCAACACACAGUACAAGAAUCAUUAUGUGAUUAUUCCAAAGAUUAUUAAUCCAGUCAGGAGCCUUUAGAGCCCUCAUUUCUCUCUUAGUGUAUUGGUUUGUUCUGUCUUACGAGAGCACCUAAACACAUGUUGGUGUGCUCAAAUGCAUUUGAUGAGUCUGUCUAACCCCUGUUAAUAAAAAGGCCCUUCUCA